Penicilliopsis zonata CBS 506.65 is the source of this 2551-nucleotide messenger RNA. RefSeq lists its product as hypothetical. Gene Ontology annotation, biological process: positive regulation of transcription by RNA polymerase II. The record is from RefSeq and is a predicted model, not a curated record. Gene Ontology annotation, molecular function: DNA binding; ATP-dependent chromatin remodeler activity; ATP binding. Gene Ontology annotation, cellular component: nucleus. NCBI's taxonomy places the organism in Eukaryota, Fungi, Ascomycota, Eurotiomycetes, Eurotiales, Aspergillaceae. The transcript has 4 exons. Bases 49 to 2361 code for a protein of 770 amino acids.
CUACUCUUCUUGAAGAACAAUGGGAUCGGUGGAAUACUGGGAGAUGACAUGGGACUAGGCAAGACGCUUCAGACCCUUUCUUUCUUACAGCAUGUGAAGGAACACGAAACAGCCCAUACUGGGAGGCAACCUCCGUUUUUGGUGGUCUGUCCACUCAGUGUUAUGGGAUCGUGGAUGACUGAGGCUGAUAAAUGGGCCCCCGAUUUGACUGUGCUCAAAUACUAUGGAACGUCCGAGGAGAGGCAGGAAGCCAGGGCGAUGCUGGCCAGCCGACGACCAUCUUGCUCCAAAAACCGACCCAACGGAGCAGACCAGGGAAAAGCAACAACUAUAGAUGUAGUGGUCACCACAUACGAGACUCUUGCUUCGGACCUCACCUGGUUUCAGCGAUCAUACGUAUGGAGAGGCAUGAUUCUGGAUGAAGGGCACCGGAUUAAAAACUACCUCGCCACCCGGUCUCAAGCGAUUAAAAAGGUCCGGUGCGAGUAUAAACUGGUGUUGACAGGGACACCGGUUCAAAACGAUCUCCUCGAGCUCUGGUCAAUCUUCCACUGGUUGUUUCCGGACGUCUUCACGAAAUGCACCGCUGGCACCUUCAAAGAGGCAUUUCGUCUGAAUGAAGGCCAAGUGGACAAAGAAUUUAUUGAAUAUGCCAAAAGAUUCCUUGACCUGAUAAUGCUCAGACGAACCAAGGAAACCCCGGGAAUCGGCCUCGAUAUCCCCUCCAAGAAGGAGGUUGCACUUACGGUCCCAUUAGCAGAGCUACAGGCCAGAUAUUACAUGAAGGUAUUGACUGGUGUUAGCGACUCUUUUCCAGCACAGGGGCAACAAGAUAUCUCCACGGAUCAGACGAAGCCUCAGGCGACGGAUUCCAAACCUACCAUCAUAAUAAGAAACAUUCUUAUGGAGCUACGAAAGUGUUCCAUUCAUCCCUACUUGACAGAUUCGGGAUUCCCUGAAGUGUAUGUUCCUGGGCAACACCUCGUCACCAACUCUGGGAAAUUCGCAGUCCUUCAGAAGCUCGUCCAGCAGUUUGUUGUCAUCGAAAACCAGAAGAUCAUAAUUUUCUCCGGCUUCGAACAAGCUCUCGACCUCUGCGAAGACGUUCUGGACAAUCUUGAUGGAAAUCCAAGUGCAUUCAAGUACGUGCGACUUGACGGUAGAACGCCCAGCGCCUGGCGUAACUUGAAUGUAUUUCUCUUCAGCCAUGACCCCCGGUACAUGAUUUUCCUCAUCUCGAUCCGAGCAGGUGGCGAAGGCCUCAAUCUUACCAGCGCAUCGACGGUCAUUUUCUUAGACGAAGACUGGAACCCGUCUGUUAUGCGGCAGGCAGAAGCAAGAGUCCACAGAAUAGGACAAACAAAGCCGGUUCAAAUCUUUAAGCUCUAUUCCCAAGGUACCAUCGAGGAGCAGAUGCGGCGAAGGUCCGAGAAGAAGAGUUACUUGGGUUCCAAAGUCAUCGAUAGUGUGCAAGCUCUGGGCGGCGAUAUCUUCGAUAUACUUGGCACUGAUAUGAUGUCAGCAGACAGUAUGAAUGUGCAAGCCAUCUCCAGUUUUAUCAAUAGAAACAGCUCCUCAUCCCUCUCUUCUAUCGACGUCGACUUCGCCAACUGGGAUUACGAGACCGUCAUCGAACGAUGUUCUCUACGACCUGGAGAGCACGAGUUUUCUUCGAAGGCCGAUGAGGAGUCCUGGCUUCAUCGCAGCGAAAGAAUACAGACAGACAUAUUCAACGGGGAAAGGGUCGAUACCAGACGUCGAAAGUUCCGGGGGGAAGACCUCAAGGUAGAAUGCCUGUCUCCAGAAAGUCGUCGCGUCGGUAAAAACCGCACGCUUGUCAUCGAUGGAUACUACGUGAACAAAGCUAGUCUGGAAUGCCGCCCCGGAGAGGCCGUCUCUCCCAUGUUCAAGGGCUGUGAACCAAUGAAGAAGACAGAGGAAAAAACAGACAAGUUAAUGCAUGAAGAGAUGUGUUUUGUCUGCCACAAGUCCCAUCGACUCGAGCAGUGCAAAAUUUGCCCCAGGAGUUUCCAUACGCGGUGCAUGAGAAACUAUGAAACCGACCUCUGGGGACAUCACACCUGUUCAAGCCACUCAUGUAGCCAGUGUGAGCGCAAGGCCGCCCAAGCGGGCGGUCUCAUCUUCGCGUGUGCCGCAUGCCCCGACGCCUUCUGCGAACAAUGUCUAGAUUGGUCUGCUGUCGUCUUCCUGGGAGAGAAUACCCCCUACUCGAUGUUAAACUAUCAUCCGAGUAACUCUUUCUAUGUUGUCUGUCGUCAGUGUCAAGUAAAGCGGAGUCGCAAGCGGCAUGCCGCCGAGGACAAGCAGGGUAUCGAAAGAGCCACGAGGCCUCGACUGUGACCUUUUCUUGUCUGGAUCCGAGGUUCGCCACGAAUGUAAUGCUUUCAGUACGGAUGUGCGUUUCGAGGCAUGUUGUCUGUAAAUGCACAUGCAUUGCCUGUACCGUGUACAACAUGGUGACACUAUCAGGUCUGUUGACAAAUUCUUUGCAAUGAAUAACUAGUUAGAAUCAAGCAUUUGAGGGACGGCG